AUGGAGCCAAGAGCCUGGACUCUGCAGUGUACUGCUUUCGCUCUCUUUUGCGCUUGGUGUGCAUUGAAUAAUGUAAAAGCGAAGAGGCAGUUUGUGAAUGAAUGGGCGGCGGAGAUCCCCGGGGGACCGGAGGCAGCCUCAGCGAUAGCCGAGGAGCUGGGCUAUGACCUUUUGGGUCAGAUUGGGUCACUUGAAAAUCACUACUUAUUCAAACAUAAAAACCAUCCUCGGAGGUCUCGAAGGAGUGCCCUUCAUAUCACUAAGAGAUUAUCUGAUGAUGAUCGUGUGCUAUGGGCUGAACAACAGUAUGAAAAAGAGAGAAGUAAACGUUCAGUUCUAAGAGACUCAGCACUAGAUCUCUUCAAUGAUCCGAUGUGGAAUCAGCAGUGGUACUUGCAAGAUACUAGGAUGACUGCAGCCCUGCCCAAGCUGGACCUCCAUGUGAUACCUGUUUGGCAAAAAGGCAUCACAGGCAAAGGAGUUGUUAUCACUGUACUGGAUGAUGGCUUGGAGUGGAAUCACACAGACAUCUAUGCCAACUAUGAUCCAGAGGCUAGCUAUGAUUUUAACGAUAAUGACCAUGAUCCAUUUCCCCGAUAUGAUCCCACAAAUGAGAACAAACAUGGGACCAGAUGUGCAGGAGAAAUUGCCAUGCAAGCAAAUAAUCACAAGUGUGGGGUCGGAGUUGCAUACAAUUCCAAAGUUGGAGGGAUAAGGAUGCUCGAUGGCAUUGUGACGGAUGCUAUUGAAGCCAGCUCAAUUGGAUUUAAUCCUGGACACGUGGAUAUUUACAGUGCGAGCUGGGGCCCUAAUGAUGAUGGGAAAACUGUGGAGGGGCCUGGCCGACUAGCCCAGAAGGCUUUUGAAUAUGGUGUCAAACAGGGGAGACAAGGAAAGGGCUCUAUCUUCGUCUGGGCUUCUGGGAAUGGGGGGCGUCAGGGAGAUAACUGUGACUGUGAUGGGUACACGGACAGUAUCUACACCAUCUCCAUCAGCAGUGCCUCGCAGCAAGGCCUAUCCCCCUGGUACGCUGAGAAGUGCUCCUCUACGCUGGCCACCUCGUACAGCAGCGGGGAUUACACCGACCAGCGAAUCACGAGUGCUGACCUGCACAACGACUGCACAGAGACCCACACAGGCACCUCUGCCUCAGCACCCCUGGCUGCUGGCAUCUUCGCUCUGGCCCUGGAAGCAAAUCCAAAUCUCACCUGGCGAGAUAUGCAGCACUUGGUUGUCUGGACCUCUGAGUAUGACCCACUGGCCAAUAACCCUGGAUGGAAAAAGAAUGGAGCAGGCUUGAUGGUGAAUAGUCGAUUUGGAUUCGGGUUGCUAAAUGCCAAAGCUCUGGUGGAUUUAGCUGAUCCCAGGACCUGGAGCAGUGUGCCUGAGAAGAAGGAAUGUGUUGUAAAGGACAAUGACUUUGAGCCCAGAGCCCUGAAAGCUAAUGGAGAAGUUAUCAUAGAAAUUCCAACAAGAGCUUGUGAAGGACAAGAAAAUGCUAUCAAGUCACUGGAACAUGUGCAAUUUGAAGCAACAAUUGAAUAUUCCCGCAGAGGAGACCUUCAUGUCACCCUCACUUCUGCUGCUGGAACCAGCACCGUACUGUUGGCUGAAAGAGAGCGGGAUACAUCUCCUAAUGGCUUUAAGAAUUGGGACUUCAUGUCUGUUCACACAUGGGGAGAGAAUCCCAUAGGCACUUGGACUUUGGGAAUUACAGACAUUUCUGGAAGAAUGCAAAAUGAAGGAAGAAUCGUGAACUGGAAGCUAAUUCUGCAUGGGACCUCUUCUCAACCAGAACACAUGAAACAGCCCCGAGUGUACACGUCCUACAACACCGUUCAGAAUGACCGAAGAGGGGUGGAGAAGAUGGUGGAUUCGGGGGAGGAGCAGCCCACACAAGAGAACCUGAAUGAGAACCCUCUGGCAUCCAAAAGCCCCAGCAGCAGCGGUGUGGGGGGCAGAAGGGAUGAGCUGGCAGAGGGAGCCCUUUCUGAGGCCAUGCUACAACUCCUACAAAGCGCUUUCAGCAAAAACUCACCCCCAAAGCCAUCACCAAAGAAGUCUCCAAGUGCAAAGCUCAACAUCCCUUACGAAAAUUUCUAUGAAGCCCUGGAAAGGCUGAACAAACCUUCCCAGCUUAAAGACUCUGAGGAUAGUCUGUAUAAUGACUACGUUGAUGUUUUCUAUAACACGAAACCUUAUAAGCACAGGGAUGACCGGCUGCUGCAAGCUCUGGUGGACAUUCUGAGGAAGGAAAAUUAA
This is a messenger RNA of Lagenorhynchus albirostris (white-beaked dolphin), 2262 nucleotides long. RefSeq names its product proprotein convertase subtilisin/kexin type 1 (gene PCSK1). The record is from RefSeq and is a predicted model, not a curated record. NCBI's taxonomy places the organism in Eukaryota, Metazoa, Chordata, Mammalia, Artiodactyla, Delphinidae. Gene Ontology annotation, molecular function: serine-type endopeptidase activity. The transcript is spliced from 14 exons. Gene Ontology annotation, cellular component: trans-Golgi network; Golgi membrane. The coding region runs from base 1 to 2262 and encodes 753 amino acids. Gene Ontology annotation, biological process: protein processing.